This is a messenger RNA of Chenopodium quinoa (quinoa), 1227 nucleotides long. RefSeq lists its product as uncharacterized. The record is from RefSeq and is a predicted model, not a curated record. Lineage: Eukaryota; Viridiplantae; Streptophyta; Magnoliopsida; Caryophyllales; Amaranthaceae. The coding region runs from base 371 to 730 and encodes 119 amino acids. The transcript is spliced from 3 exons.
CCUUUUCUUUUGGUCAAACAACCAAAAUACAUGUUUGGUAGCUAAAAAACCGGCUUUUCCGCCAAAAACUAAAAGCUUUUGGUUUUGGCAUUUCAUUACUAUCCUUCUUGUCGACACCAAAAAUCUUAAUUAAGAACAUUAUGAAACAAAAGUAGCAUAAAAACUAAUAUUCAGCACCUUAUGGACGGUAAUUGUUUAUUUUUUAGCGCUAUAGUUUGUAUAAAAUUGCUGAUCUUAUUUACUAAACAAAUCUUUUUUCCCCUUACAAAAAAAAAGAAAAACCUUACUUAUUUAAGGCCAAGAAAACAACAAUAGGCCUAGAUUGGAGAAUAGAAGAGUUGGAAGUUGGGAGUUUUGGGAGUGAGGAAAAAUGGGGAGUGGCGCAACUUUGAAAUGGGUGUUGCAAUUACACAAAGACGUACCAAAGGCUGCUCGAUUUUAUUCCGAAGGCUUAGACUUCACUCUCCAUCUCUGCACUCUUCGUUGGGCCCACCUUCAAUCCGGCCCUCUCAAUCUCGCCCUUCUUCAACCCUCUUCUUGUGACACUGUCAUGCAGAAAGGGCAUUCUUCAAUGUUGUCAUUUACUGUCCCUGACCUCCAUGGUACAGUGACAAAAUUAGCUUCAUUAGGGGCAGAGCUGGAUGGUCCAAUUAAGCAUGAAAUCCAUGGAAAGGUUGCAGCCAUGCGAUGUUUGGAUGGCCACAUGAUAGGCCUUUAUGAACCCCUUUGAGAUCUUUGGCCACGAAAGAAGAUCACAACAUCUGAAGAGUUUUCUUGAAUACAUCUGACCUUUUACAUAUGGAAUGAAUGAGUCACCUUUCCUUCUUUUGGGUUCCCUUCAAUGAUAGAUAGUGUUGGUCCAUCAAGGUCGAAAACAGCUGUGCACAAUGUGUACAAUGUUGGUCCUGAAAAUCAGAGAGAUGAGCGACUAUAUCGAGUUUUCUGUAAAAUAGGAUAUUGAAGGGAUCAAUUGCAGGUUGCUAUAUACCUGACAUGUAGAUGGGAUAUCUUUUGUCAUCUAUGUCUCCAAGGAGUGAAAGGAAAUCUUCUUUUGAUUCUUGCGGCAGUGAAGCUGCUCGUUUUUGUCUGCUACUUGAAUUUUCAUCUUGUAUCUUUAACAAUAAAGACAUGAUAAUAUGUAGUUUCCAAUUUGAUUAGUUUGGUGAAAAAGAGCUACCUCAAAGCAUUGAUCAUCAUGAUAAUAUUGGAGUUCUAUUGUUUUUUGUA